AUGGUGAGACUUACUGAACACAGUAUUGAUCUGUCUAACAACGGGCAGUCGAUCCCCAGCACACCUCGCUCGCGAUCCCGGUCGAAGCGGUCAACAACCAACCUCAGCGACCUCCGCCUUGCACCUCUCUCCACCAAAUUCGCCGAGCCGGAACGUAAAGCUCCCAAGAGCACGUAUGACGAGUCGGCAGAGGCAGCGUUCACGAGGCAGCACUCCUCGUAUCUACAGGGCAAAUCCGCGCCCUCGACUCCCGGCAUCCUGAGCAGAAGCUCCAGCCGCAGAUCCCUAGGAGCAGGACUGAGCAGAAAGAGCUCGAUAUAUGACGACGACGAGGCGGAUGAUGAGAUCAGCUACUCAUAUGCUGCACCGCCGCGGACAUCUGUUGGCGCUGAACGGGCAGAUUUCGGAAGUGGACAAAUUCCCAAGGCGAAGAGCGAGGCUGCGAUUUCGGGACAGCAGCAAAAGCAGAAUAGACUCUCUGGACAAGGCGUCCCGGUUUCGCGACGUUACAAGUAUGGGCGCAGAUCUGGAGCCGCAACUCCGAGGAACGAGCACGAUCUUCAGAACGAGAGCUGGUUGACACAUACCGGAGCUGCUGCGUCGGCACUGGUGCAAGAGGAUAAAGGACUGAGCUGGCUGGCUUCGCGCGCCUCGUCUACAUCUUUAGCUCCGCCAGAGUCGGAAGAAGACGAGGAUGAUGAUCAGUACGAAGAAAUGGCGGCACUAAGCGCUAGCACUGCCAACUUGCAGCUUGCCAGCUUCGACGGAGGUAGCCCAGUGAGCACAAGAGUAAGCAGAUGGGGAAGCAGAUACGGUAGUCGGUCUGUCAGCAGGAGAACCUCACGAAGGACAAGCCCGGUUGGAACGAGAACACCGCGAAGAGGCGAUUUCCCUGGCUAUUUCGACGAUCACCGACCCGAGCUGCCUGAAGAGGAGGCUGGCUUUGUCGAUCCCGAUAAAGAUCAAGACGAGCACAAGGAAGUAGAACUAUUGGGCAAUUCCAACACAUUCGGCUUGGGUAACUUCGUGGACCGCAUUAUGAAAGUCGACAUUUUCCGGGCAGAGGACGGUACGGACACAACCGAUGACGACACUCAUGGUGACGAAACAGCCGAAGAGGCACGGAAAAGGAGGUCUCUGGAGAUGAAGAGAAGGAAGGAGGAGAAAGCGAAGCUAGUGUCUCAUCCUCCUCCGGCACCUCUAAAUGAUGGUGAGAAUGGCCAGGGCGAUGGCGGCGGAUGGCAGGAUGCCGCUUGGCUUUUGAGUGUUGCGUCGAAGGCUAUGUUCUGA
This is a messenger RNA of Lecanosticta acicola, 1290 nucleotides long. The record is from the annotation of a GenBank genome assembly. NCBI's taxonomy places the organism in Eukaryota, Fungi, Ascomycota, Dothideomycetes, Mycosphaerellales, Mycosphaerellaceae.